This is a messenger RNA of Oncorhynchus masou masou (cherry salmon), 4524 nucleotides long. RefSeq names its product mutS homolog 3 (E. coli) (gene msh3). NCBI's taxonomy places the organism in Eukaryota, Metazoa, Chordata, Actinopteri, Salmoniformes, Salmonidae. The transcript is spliced from 24 exons. Gene Ontology annotation, cellular component: nucleus. Bases 85 to 3570 code for a protein of 1161 amino acids. Gene Ontology annotation, molecular function: ATP-dependent DNA damage sensor activity; mismatched DNA binding; ATP binding. Gene Ontology annotation, biological process: mismatch repair; somatic recombination of immunoglobulin gene segments; mitotic recombination. The record is from RefSeq and is a predicted model, not a curated record.
UAAAGAAGAAGAAGCGAGGAAGAGACCCGCGUAUUCGCAAAUAUCAAAGCUGAAACAAAGCAUGCAAUUAAUUUUUCGUUUUGCAUGAGACUUUAUAUUCGCAAAUUAUCUGUGAAAAUGCCUAAAUCAAUCAAGAAGUUCUGCACUACCCAGACAUCUAUAAGUAGCUACUUCGGCGGGUUGAGCAGCAGUGCCCCUGACAGAAACGUUCAAUCCGGUAUUAUCGGUAACUCUGUUGAGCUAUGCGCUGGGCUGAAACCAGGACCUAGAGGAAAGCAUAAGCAUUCUCCGAAUAAAAAUGGUGGGUCAUUAUUGAAACGAGCCAAAUUGGCCCAUAAAGGACAGGAAAAGGAGGACAUGAACUGUGAGGUCAUAUCCUGGCGUGUCGAUGAAAUCAGGGCCCCCUCCUCUCGAGGGGCAGGCAGCCUCUCCUCUUCCACCCUGGAGAGACUGAAGUGCUUCGUCUGCCCUAGUGAGCCCCAAGGCAGAGGCCCUCCUGGGCCCGGGAAUGCGGGUGGUGGGUCUGAGGAUGCAGAUGGUGGGCCUGGUGACGUAGGCGAUGGGUGUGCUCAUGGAGGUAAUGGGCCUGGGGAUGUAGGAGGUAGGGAGGCUGUGGCCCACAAAGAAAUGACUGUCGAUAAAGAGAGACAGAAAAGCGAAGAAGAGGAGUGGCGGAGUCCAGAGCCAUCAUCCAAAAAACAGGCUCUCAGCCUCAUUCAGUUUGCCAAGCCAGGAGAAGGAAGAAGAAGGGGGGGUGUAAUGAAGACUCCUCCAGGAGUAGGGGGUGAAGUCUGUGUGACCAGUGCCCCCUGUGGGAUCUCUAAGAGUGGGUACACUCCUCUGGAGCAGCAGUACCUGCAGAUUAAAGAGCAACAUAAAGACGCUCUAUUGGCUGUGGAGUGUGGAUACAAGUACAGGUUCUUUGGAGAGGACGCAGAGAAAGCAGCGAAGCAGCUGAACAUCUUCUGUCACCUGGACCAUAACUUCAUGACGUGUAGCAUUCCCACACACCGCUUGUUCGUUCACAUACGACGCCUUGUCUCCCAGGGCUACAAGGUGGGCGUGGUGAAGCAGACAGAGACGUCGGCCAUUAAGGCCUCCGGAGCCAAUAAGAACACUUUGUUCACCCGCCAACUCAGCGCUCUCUAUACAAAGUCUACACUGGUGGGGGAGGACGUCAACCCAGUGCAUAGUCUGGUUGAUGUGGAGGAGGGGGAGUGUGAUGAUGUGGUGACAGAUCCUCCAGAGAGCUACCUGCUCUGUCUCAGUGAGACCUGGGAUAAACCCAGAAAACAACUAACCAUUGGGCUGGUGGCGGUGCAGCCCAGUACAGGUGACGUGCUGUUGGAUUGUUUUGUGGACGGCUCAACGCGUUGUGAGCUGGAGGGGCGAGUCUUAAAGGUCAACCCUGUAGAGAUCCUGGUGCCCUCUGACCUCUCAGACUCCUCCCAUCGUCUGCUGCAGAGCAUCGUCACCGCCAGUGUGCAGGCUGGUGAUGGUGUACGUAUAGAGAAGAGGGAAAGUGCUCAGUUUGACUUUGCCUCUGCAAUGAACACUGUCACUGAGUUCUACUUUCACGCACAGGACGCAGGUGUGUCAGAGAGAGAGAGACAGAGAGAGAGGCGGGCGGGCGGGCGUACAGGUUCCAGACCUCUCUCCAGUAUAGCCUCUUUGGAAAGCCCUGUGGUCUGCUGUCUGGGUCCUCUCAUCCACUACCUCACAGAGUUUAACCUGCAGAGAGUACUACUGCACCACAGUUCGUUCAGGCACCUCUCCUGUGAGUCAGACGGUAUGGUCCUCAGUGCUCCCACUCUCAGAAACCUGGAGAUACUCACCAACCAGACCGAUGGAGGUACGAAGGGGAGUUUGUUGUGGGUGUUAGACCACACCCACACCUCAUUUGGUAGAAGACUGAUGAGGAAGUGGGUAAGCCAGCCCCUCAAAGAUGCACAGUCUAUAUGUGAGAGACAAGGUGCUGUAUGUGAGAUCCUGGAGUCUGAUUCCAUCACCCUACCCUCCGUUAGAGCCCUGCUCUUCCGACUGCCAGACCUGGAGAGAGGAGUGUGCAGCAUCUACCACAAGAAGUGUUCCACCCAGGAGUUCUACCUCAUCAGCAGCAGUCUUUCUCGGCUGGGGGUGGAACUACAGGCUCUGCUCCCAUCCAUCCAAUCACAGCUCAGCUCCUCUCUGCUCCGAGGGCUCCUAUUGGACACACCUGAACUGCUGGCUCCUGCUCACAACUUUCUCAAAGUCCUCAACGAGAAGGCAGCCAAGUCAGGGGAUAAGAGGGAGCUGUUCUGUGACCUAUCGGGCUUCCCAGUGCUCCAGGAGAGGAGAGUCGAGAUCCAAUCGGUUCUGACUGAGAUACAAGACCACCGGAGAGAGGUUCGAUACGCACUCAGGACCCCUACACUGGACUACGUCAGAGUCAGUGGACAAGAGUUCUUGAUAGAGGUGAAGAACUCUAUGGUGUCUGUGGUUCCGUCCGACUGGGUUAAGAUCAGCAGUACUAAGGCAGUGAGUAGGUACCAGUCUCCGUACCUGAUAGGAAGAUGUAGGAGUCUGUCCCAGCUCAGAGAACAGCUGCUCAUCGACAGCCAGAAAGAAUGGACCAACUUCCUACAUCAGUUUGGGGAGUACUACCACACUAUGAAGAAGGCUGUUGGUAACUUAGCAACAGUGGACUGCCUGUUCUCAUUGGCUGAGGUCGCUAAGCAGAGGAACUACUGCAGGCCGGUGUUGUGUGAAGGAGAUCGUCAGAUCGUGAUCAGGGACGGCAGACAUCCUGUGAUAGACCUACUGAUGGGAGAGCACACACAAUACGUCCCCAACAACACAGAAUUACAGGGUGACGGGAGAAGGACUCUGAUAAUAACAGGCCCUAACAUGGGGGGUAAGAGCUCCUACAUCCGUCAGGUGGCGCUAGUCAGCAUCAUGGCCCAGGUGGGAUCAUAUGUACCAGCUACAGAGGCAAGACUAGGCAUCCUGGAUGGCAUAUACACCAGAAUGGGAGCAUCUGACAGUAUCUAUAAGGGCCGAAGCACAUUCAUGGAGGAGCUGACGGAAGCCUCGGAAAUUGUCACCCGGGCAACCGAGAGGUCAUUGGUCAUCCUGGACGAGUUGGGGCGGGGCACCAGCACCCACGACGGAAUAGCUAUCGCCUAUGCUACUCUGGAGUACUUCAUCAGAGAUGUGAAGUCUCUAACUCUGUUUGUGACCCACUACCCACCUCUGUGUGAGCUGGAGAAGGUGUAUCCUCUGCAUGUAGGCAACUUCCACAUGGCCUUCCUCCUCAAUGAACCAGACAUCGCCACAGACGACGUUGAGGUGCAGCCAGAGUUCAUCACCUUCCUGUACCAGUUGACUGAGGGGGCGGCUGGGCAGAGCUAUGGGCUAAAUGUUGCCCGAUUGGCUGAGAUUCCAGAAACUGUACUCCACAUCGCCGCACGCAAAGCACAGGAGCUAAAGAACAUCGUCGAAGCCCGAAGAAAGAGCAAGAGGUUGUUUGCUGAACUGUGGAGCAUCGACGACAGAAAGGCUCUUUUGGACUGGGUGCAGCUAAACUCCUGAUCACACACACUCGAAUGUGCACACACUCAGAAAUCCCUGGCCGUUGUGACUCUAAGCCUGGUUUGUCCUCUUGUGUUCUCCAUAAAGUUUCUCUAGCCCCGGCUCAGGAAGGACUAAAGCCCUGAGGGAACAGGAGGAACAGCAUUAAUCUCUGUUUCUAUAGAAAAUGGACACACACCAUUAAAUGCCAAAGCACAUUCAAGUGCGCGGCGGAUUAGCGGGACCGGUGAUGCGAGAGCUAUCUCUAAACCCAGUCAUUUUUUUUAUUGAACCUUUAUUAAACUAGGCAAGUCAGUUAAGAACACAUUCUUAUUUGCAAUGACGGCCUACACAGGCCAAACCCGGGUGACGCUGAGCCAAUUGUGCGUCGCCCUAUGGGACUCCCAAUCACGGCCGGUUAUGACACAGCCUGGAUUUGAACCAGGGUGUCUGUAGUUUUUCUUUGGUACCAGGUAGUUUAAUUGUAUUAAAGUAAGUAAAUACCUAAAGGUACCCAGUUACCACAUAGAUUGUUGGUUAAUACCAGCUGAAACAACAAGUUUAUCUAUGGUUAGGGAAACUCAUAGCGUUAAUGGCAUGGCUGCACGCUUGCUGUGAAUCCAGUAUGAGACCACGCAGAGAAGCAGGGGAUAGCGUUAUUUUGACAAGCAUAGGCGAGAGACGUGCUUUGAUAAUGCAACCCAUGGUUUACAGAAUGAAGUCGAAUUUUUUGGUUGAAAUGUGAAUAGCAUCCCCGGGACAGUCCCAGGCUCCUGGUUACCCAUGUUAAUCCCUAAUUCAGAUUUAGUCUGGGUACCAGUCUGUUUAGCUAUCAUUCCACUCCUUGCCACUCCUGUCAUUUGGCAAGUGACAGGAGUGGAAUGUUAUCGAAAAUGACUGUUACCUAGCCUAAUUCAGGCUGUGUGGGUAGAAUAAAUUCAGGCUUGUACAAUUCAAUAAAAAAAAAAAACUUUA